Molecule: messenger RNA, 2166 nt
Organism: Psilocybe cubensis
Lineage: Eukaryota; Fungi; Basidiomycota; Agaricomycetes; Agaricales; Agrocybaceae
Exons: 11
Coding region: 1-2166 (721 amino acids)
Biological process (GO): proteolysis
Cellular component (GO): cytoplasm
Molecular function (GO): calcium-dependent cysteine-type endopeptidase activity
Source: RefSeq, a predicted model, not a curated record
AUGGCGACUACCACAAUAACCACCACUGAAAUUACUACAGAAAUCAAGCCCGACACUAAAACCUUCGCUAAGCAAGAGGCUGGUUUACUUGUGACAAAGGAAUUGGAAAAUGCCAUUGAAGAAUGUAGGAAAAAGGUUGAACGAAUUGCAAAAGAAUGUCGUGCAAAGAACCGCAAGUUCAGAGAUAUCGAAUUUGAUCUCGAGAACGAUCAGAACAGAUGCCUCUACGGUCUCUUCGUCUUGAAUGGAGAUUCAGUCAACACACCGCCGGCUGAUGUACACAGGGUCACUCAGAUCUUCGAUAACCCCCAAUUCUUUGUGGGAGGAGCUGCGGAUUCGAACGACAUCAUCCAAGGAGCAUUAGGAGACUGCUGGUUUCUAUCUGCUCUGGCCACUGUAUCCACGGCUCCAGGCCUGGUAGAAAAGUUCUGCGUCGCUCGCGACGAAAAAGUCGGCGUAUAUGGUUUUAUCUUCUUCAGAGAUGAUGCUUGGGUUACUGUCAUUAUCGAUGACAUGCUCUACACACGUGUCCCCAAAUACGAGGAGCUUAAAAGUUCCGAGCAAGAACUGUAUCACUACGACAAAGAUACCUAUAACAAGUCCGCAAGGAAAGGUGGGAAAUCGUUAUACUUCGCUAAGUCAGGGACUGCAGGCGAAACAUGGGUACCUCUGAUUGAAAAGGCAUAUGCAAAGCUCCAUGGGUGCUAUUCGCAUUUAUUGGGAGGGCAAGAGUGCGAUGCGAUUGAGGACUUAACUGGUGGCGUAUCAACCGUAUUACAGAGCAAGGAUAUAUUGGAUCCCGAUCGUUUCUGGGAUGAGGAGCUUGGUCGCGCCAAUAAAGAUAGACUGUUCGGAUGCUCCUUCAACAAUCUGGAUGGCACACGCAGUGGCGUGAGUAACGCUAAAGUUCAAGGUCUGGUAGGAAACCAUGCAUACUCCGUACUUCGAGCGGUCGAGUGCAAUGGGAAAAGAUUCGUCGUUGUCCGCAAUCCCUGGGGUAAAUCUGAAUGGACGGGUCGAUGGUCAGACGGUUCCAAAGAAUGGACACACGAGUGGCUUGAAUAUCUACCUCAACUUGGCCAUCAGUUUGGAGAUGACGGCCAGUUUGUCAUGGAAUACUCGGAUUGGCUAGAGAGCUUUGGACAGAUUGAUCGAACAAUUUUAUUCGAUUCGGAUUGGAGGAUGACUUCUCAAUGGCUUCAAGUCACUGUACCGCCUCUUCCAGCUGCAUGGACAUACGGCGAUGUAUCAUUUACCUUUUCACUGGCUAGUCGAUCGAACGCCGUGAUAGUACUUUCUCAGCUCGAUACUCGAUAUUUCCGUGACAUAUCUGGUAGAGCUUCUUGGACUCUGGACUUCGCCCUCGUCAAGCAAGGCGAAAAAGAGCCUAUCGCAGAAUCACCACACUCCGACUUUUACCUUCGCAAUGUACACCUAGAAAUUGAAUUGGAAGCAGGAGAUUAUAUCGUUUACGUUCGCCUGGAUAGAUCGUUGGAUAAAAAUGAAGACGAUGACAAGAAAUACGUUGAUGAAUGGAUGCUUAGGAAGAUGUCACGCAUCAUGAUGCAGCGUGCGAAGAGUAAUUCGAUUGCUUCUAAUUUCAAGGCAGAAGAUCAGGCCAAAUACCUUCCUACUACAUUGGAAUCUCUCAUUCAACGUGAUUUGGAAGAGUACGAAAAGAAGAAAAAGGCCGAAGGUGAAGUCGUCACCAAGGUAGUAGAAGAGGUUUCUGAAGACGGCACCGUUACGACCACGACCACUACCACAACUACGAAGGUCGAGACAGUCGUUGUUGGAAAAAAGGUGGCCUUGCAAAAGGAAUCUCCUCCUGAGAAACCUACGUCCAUUCCACUUCCUCCCACUACCGUUGAUCCUACCCCAACUACAAACGGUAUAUCAACACCCGCCUUGCCAAAUGUGACCCCGGAAGUUCCCAACAUUCCUGACACAUCGCGCUCUCGCUAUCGCGGUUCCAGUCCGAGGUAUGGUGGUAGUUCAGCGACCAAGGGUGAAGAUGUACCUAAAGGCAAGGUUGAAAUCGACCACGAUGACCCGAAUACAGUAUGUGUCGGCCUCCGGGUAUAUACACAUAAGGAUGUCCCGACGGUAGUGGUAGGGAGGUUGAAGGUUGACUCUGAUCAGAAGGAAGAUUCUGAAAAUUCAUGA